Molecule: messenger RNA, 2927 nt
Organism: Loxodonta africana (African savanna elephant)
Lineage: Eukaryota; Metazoa; Chordata; Mammalia; Proboscidea; Elephantidae
Gene: SP7
Product: Sp7 transcription factor
Exons: 1
Coding region: 39-1280 (413 amino acids)
Biological process (GO): regulation of transcription by RNA polymerase II
Molecular function (GO): RNA polymerase II cis-regulatory region sequence-specific DNA binding; DNA-binding transcription factor activity, RNA polymerase II-specific
Source: RefSeq, a predicted model, not a curated record
CACAGGAGGAAGCUCACUAUGGCUCCAGCCCCCUGGCCAUGCUGACGGCAGCGUGCAGCAAAUUUGGUGGCUCCAGCCCUCUCCGGGACUCAACGACACUGGGCAAAGUAGGAGCAAAGAAGCCAUACACUGUGGGCAGUGACCUUUCAGCCCCAAAAACCAUGGGGGAUGCCUACCCAGCCCCCUUUUCAAGCACCAAUGGGCUCCUCUCACCUGCUGGCAGUCCUCCAGCACCCACCUCGGGCUAUGCAAAUGACUACCCUCCCUUUUCCCAUUCAUUUCCUGGGCCUACGGGCACACAGGACCCUGGGCUACUAGUGCCCAAAGGGCACAGCUCUUCUGACUGCCUGCCCAGUGUCUACACCUCCCUGGACAUGGCACAUCCCUAUGGCUCCUGGUACAAGGCGGGCAUCCAUGCAGGCAUCUCACCAGGCCCAGGCAAUGCUCCCACCCCUUGGUGGGACAUGCAUCCUGGGGGCAACUGGCUUGGUGGUGGUCAGGGCCAGGGUGAUGGGCUGCAAGGGACACUGCCCACAGGCCCUGCUCAGCCUCCACUUAACCCCCAGCUGCCCACCUACCCAUCUGACUUUGCCCCCCUUAAUCCAGCCCCAUACCCAGCUCCCCACCUCCUACAACCAGGGCCUCAGCAUGUCCUGCCUCAAGAUGUCUAUAAACCCAAGGCAGUGGGCAAUAGUGGGCAGUUGGAGGGGAGUGGUGGCGCCAAACCCCCGAGGGGUGCAGGCACCGGGGGCAGUGGUGGAUAUGGGAGCAGUGGGGCGGGGCGCUCCUCUUGUGACUGCCCCAAUUGCCAAGAGUUAGAGCGCCUGGGGGCAGCUGCAGCCGGGCUGCGGAAGAAGCCCAUCCACAGUUGCCACAUUCCCGGUUGCGGCAAAGUGUACGGCAAGGCCUCACACCUGAAGGCCCACUUGCGCUGGCACACGGGUGAGAGGCCCUUCGUCUGCAACUGGCUCUUCUGCGGCAAGAGGUUCACCCGUUCAGAUGAGCUGGAGCGCCAUGUACGCACUCACACCAGAGAGAAGAAGUUCACCUGCUUGCUCUGCUCUAAGCGCUUUACCCGAAGUGACCACCUGAGCAAACAUCAGCGCACCCACGGCGAGCCAGGCCCUGGGCCCCCUCCCAACGGCCCCAAGGAGCUGGGGGAGACCCGCAGCACGGGGGAAGAGGAGGCCAGUCAGACCCCCAGACCUUCCACCUCACCUGCACCCCCAGAGAAAGCUCCUGGAGGCAGCCCUGAGCAGAGCAACCUGCUGGAGAUCUGAGCUGGGUGGAGGGUCUCCACCUCAGGGCUGUUCUGCCAGCCUCUCCUGGCUCCUGGGCCACUGCUUGCCCCUCACCCCUUUGUCCCAUGCAUGCUGCCCCUUGGGGUUUUCUCCAUCUCUCUCCUGGUCAUUCCGGGCCUGAGUAUUCCCUGCACGCUUCCUCAUCUCAUCUCCUCCCUUCACUAUAAUCCUGGCUUUCAGCAAACUCUCAUCCCAGGCCCUCACCUUGUGCCUGGUUCCUGCACUCUGGCUUCCUAAGCUCUUCCCUCAUUCCGGCCCACAGGUUCUCUCUCCCUGUUCUUGCUAUACCACUUCACUUUCCUUCCAACUGGGCUCCCAGCUCUUUAUCUCUCCAUCUCACUAACUCUUUGACAUGCAUCUCUUCUGCUCUCCAAGCUUAUUUAUCUCUUCCUCAGCUUCUAGGCUUGUCUCCCCAACUUCUUACUCCACUGCUUUCCACUCUCCAGAGCUUUCUUCCUUUCUGUAAACACAAUGAUAAUAAUGAUGAUAAUUUAUUGCCCCCUGGUGGCCCUUCAUUAGGGACCAGGAUUAGGGGGACUGGGGUUAGUGACCUGGCAGAAAGCAGGGUGCCAAGAUGGGGGCAGACCAGCGGGGAUCUGAUCCCAAAGAUGGGGUGACCCCAGGGUCAGGGAGGCUGCCCCCAGGCCUGUGUAUUUAACCCCUAUGUACCAAGAAUAAUGAAUAAUAAUAAUAAUAAUUCUAUUUAUCUAAGUUAUGAUGACAGGUCAGGUAGAGUGAACUGGGGAGGGAAAGGGGUCCGUUUCUGCUAAGGCAAUUCUAGCCAAAUGCAUCUCUGUGUAAAUGAAGUGUUAGUGGAGAUCUUGUUAAUAGGAUUCCUAUAAUCAGGGUCUCAGUUAAUGACGUUUCUCUUUUAAUGGAGUCUCUGCUAGUAGGGUUGGUUAGCUAGAUGUAUGUUAAAGAGUUAACGGGGAUAUCUCUCAAUUUGGGAAUCCCUAGUAUCCCCAGCCCCAGCCAGAAGCUGUGAAACCUCAAAUCCUAUGGAAGGGAGAAGGACUGGAAUGUACCCCAGCUCCCUUGACCCCAGAGCAGGUUCUUCCCACUGCUUCUCAGACACCAUGACCCCAUCAGGCUAAUCCCCUGUUGCCAUGGUUAUGGAGAGUUUGAGGCUACCAUUUUAGACAUGCUUUCUUGGGAAAACCCACCUAACAGGAGGAGGACAUUGAUUUGGAGGUGUCUCUCCUGAAUGGGUGGGGAAGCUUUCUCUGGGAUCAGAUUCAAAUAGAUCAAGCAUUUAUUGAGUGCCUACUAUGAGUAAGGCACUGUAUUAGGCCUGGUGCCUAAAAACCAUGAGAAGGAAGAAAUUAUCGAGCUAGGAGGGCAUAGGUCCCCAAAGCUGAUUUAGGGGUGUGUCCACAGGCCCCCUACCUAGGACUUCUGAUGCUCCCAACUCCACCUCCAGUGACUUUUAAAGCCGCUUCGUGCCUUUGAAUACUUUUCCUGUGACUUUGGAUCCUCCUUUUCCCAUCCCUGCUCCCUCAAGCCCCAAGUUAAAGGGUUAAAGCCGCUGGAGCUUGGGGAGUGGGUCAUAUUGUGAAAGGAAAGGGACCAUGCCCUCAUGGAGUCUUUUUUAAAAAAUUUAAUAAAUAAAAAUCUGAUUUGAAAUAU